CGUGGCCGCGCCGCGAACCAGCCGACCGGGCACCUGGUCCCGAGCGCCGGGUGGUUACCUGAGCGAGCAUUCGGAGCCCCUGGACGAUGGCGAGCACAGUCUGCUGGAGGAGGUGGACCGGCACACUGACGCGGACCUGCCGGGCUUGGAAGGAGCCGUGGGCCCUUCGCCUUCGCUGCUGAACAUGGACCUCUCGAAGCUACUCGACACCGUUGGUCCGUCCAGACCUCCAGGACGUGCGGCGGCCACCGACCCAUUAGAUGACGUCUUUGAAGCUAGCAGGGACAUGGGGCCGCAAGUGCCUGGCGGCAACAGAGAGUUGCUGGGAGCCAUGGCCAGUGAGCCGUGGCCUCGAUACCCCUUUGGUGCACAGGGACACACAGACGGAGAUAACCGACGCGCGGGUGCGGCCGGGGCGCGUCAGCUUCAUGCCACGGUCGGUGUAGAUGUCGCCCCGAUCGUCCCGCCACCUGUACCUGCCGGCGGCCCGAUAGCCCUCCCAAGCGGAGAUGCUGGAGCCCACGCAGACGCAGUACAGGCACCUGGUGACGGCCCGGUGAACUAGUCCUUGUCAGAAGGCGCUUCGCGGGAACAAAGGAAUCAACAGCAGGGGGAUCAACCACGGCGGAAUGUGGGUCAACAGCAAAUGGAUCGACGACUGUGGGACAUGGGUCAGCAACAAGGUGGUCAAAAACCGUGGAGCAUGGGUCAACAGCAGGGUGAUCAACCACGGCAGAAUGUGGGCCAACAACAAGUUGAUCGACAACUGUGGGACAUGGGUCGGCAGCAGAGUGACCAAAAACUGUGGGACAUGGGUCAACAGCAGGGUGAUCAACCACGGCAGAAUGUGGGUCAACAGCAGGUGGAUCAAAAACUUUGGAGCAUGUCUCAACAGCAAGGGGAUCAACCACGACGGAAUGUGGGCCAACAACGUAUUGAUCGACAACUGUGGGACAUGGGUCAGCAGCAGGGGGAUCAGCCACGGCAGAAUGUGGGUCAACAGCAGGUGGAUCAAACACUGUGGGGCAUGUCUCAACAGCAAGGGGAUCAACCACGACGGAAUGUAGAUCAACUGCAGAGAGAUCUAGGGCAAGGGAAUCUGGCCCCCUUCGACCCCCAAAGAGACUCACCAGAAGGGCGUUUAGACCCCCAGCUUAGAACACAAGGAGCCAGUGCUCCGAUUCGACCUGGGCCGGCACCGGCGGGUUCCGAUCUGGCGCAGUACGUGAACGCCGAGCCAUUCUAUCCUAAGGCGAGCCGCGCCGCCCCCACCGAUGGCGCUAGCCCCGAUCAGGCAGCGCCUCUUGCGGCGGUCGCCGCCGCUGGUGCCGGAACUGCACCAACGUACCGCGAGAGGAGACCCCUGUACGAUCGUCCACUCGCGGCCGCCGCCGACGCCCCCGCAGAGAGAAGACCGGAAAUCGGCGACCACGAAUGGAGACCCCUGUACGAUCGUCCAGCAGCAGCCGCUGCCGUCGCCCCGGUGGAGAGGGGAUCAGCAAUCGGCGACCACGAGUGGAGACCCCUGUACGAUCGUCCAGCAGCAGCCGCUGUCGCCGCCCCGGCGGAGAGAGGAUCAGCAAUCGGCGACCACGAAUGGAGACCCCUGUACGAUCGUCCAGCAGCAGCCGCUGUCGCCGCCCCGGUGGAGAGGGGAUCAGCAAUCGGCGACCACGAAUGGAGGCUACUGUACGAUCGUCCAGCAGCCGCCGCCGUCGCCGCCCCGGCGGAGAGGAGACCCAUGUACGAUCGUGCAGUCGCCGCCGCUGCAGCCGCCACGGAGAGAAGGCCGGAGGUCGCCGAGAGCCGCCCACUGAGGCCCACCGGCGCGGUCCCCCGCCGCAGCCUCCCCGACAACAGGGAGGUGAUGGAGGACGUGGCCGUGGUGGCUGCCGUUAGACAGGUUGGAGGUCAGCCUGGUGAGCUGGGCCGCCGGGGAGCGUCUGGCGGACUGAGGGCCGACCCCCAGCAGCCUGUCCCCUGGCUUCAGGGCAUGCCUCUGGUGCAGGCCUCUCCAGAGCAUCAGGACCGCGCCGAGACAGGUCACCUGGCCGCCUACAGACCUGACCCCAGACACGGUGUCCAGCUGGGGCAGUCUGGACGCUCACCGCAGAAAUCGCGUCAACAGAGCCCCCUGGUGCCGGCCGUAGUCCCGCCGCCCCGGCCGUUUGCCCAGCUACCUCAGGCUGGUGCUAGACAGGGCCAGGGCAUUCUCCCCCUUCCACUGCCCCCUCAAGGCGGGCCCGUAGCGCAGGGGCAGGGUCUUCUUCCCGCUCCCGUUCUGGUGCAGCCGCCGGGCCUGCUUUGGCCAGCGAGGAAUAAUAUGAACAUGGCACUCGCCGGGAUGAACCUGACUGGCCCGAGACCUCGUCCCCCUCGAUUUCCUCCCCCGUGAUAGCGCCUCUGAGAAUGGAACCAGCAACCGGGCAGUCGAUACAGGGUUUUAGCUCAGAGACCUGCGGUACAUUAUCUUGCAGAUGCGUGGGGUCUGUCUUAAUGUGGCGGAGUUUUUGGACUUGUACAGAGUAUGUGUAUUGUACAUUGUGUGCCGUUCGUGCCCCCCACCGUCCGUGCCCUCCUCAGAUGUGCCCUCCGUUUGAUGGCGUGACCAGUUAUGCUGACUCGCAGCGCUGUUGUGUCGAACAUUAAUGUGUGCCGAUUUACAAGCUCUCAAUAAAAUGAAAAUAAAUUGUUUCACUUUUGCACUGCAUUGCGGAUAACGCAAAGCUCUG
This is a messenger RNA of Pollicipes pollicipes, 2732 nucleotides long. RefSeq lists its product as uncharacterized. The record is from RefSeq and is a predicted model, not a curated record. Lineage: Eukaryota; Metazoa; Arthropoda; Thecostraca; Pollicipedomorpha; Pollicipedidae. The coding region runs from base 647 to 2395 and encodes 582 amino acids. The transcript has 6 exons.